Schistosoma curassoni is the source of this 3210-nucleotide messenger RNA. Lineage: Eukaryota; Metazoa; Platyhelminthes; Trematoda; Strigeidida; Schistosomatidae. The record is from the annotation of a GenBank genome assembly.
AACAUUAAUAUCGCUUAUUCUUUGUUUUGACAUGCGUGAGAUAGUUCAUAUACAGGCUGGUCAGUGUGGUAACCAAAUUGGUGCCAAAUUCUGGGAAGUUAUUUCGGAUGAGCAUGGCAUCGAUCCGACUGGAACAUAUCAUGGUGACUCAGAUCUACAACUUGAGCGAAUCAAUGUUUACUACAAUGAAGCAUCCGGUGGCAAAUAUGUUCCAAGAGCUAUCUUAGUGGACUUAGAACCAGGCACCAUGGAUAGUGUUCGUGCAGGACCUUUCGGUCAACUUUUCCGUCCUGAUAAUUUCGUAUUUGGUCAAAGUGGCGCUGGGAAUAAUUGGGCUAAAGGCCAUUACACAGAAGGAGCAGAACUUGUAGAUUCUGUCUUAGACGUCGUAAGAAAAGAAGCAGAAUCCUGUGAUUGCCUUCAAGGAUUCCAAUUAACCCAUUCGCUCGGUGGUGGUACAGGUUCAGGUAUGGGGACGCUGUUGAUCUCGAAGAUUCGUGAGGAGUACCCUGAUCGGAUUAUGAAUACAUUUUCGGUCGUUCCUUCACCAAAAGUAUCGGAUACUGUUGUUGAGCCGUACAACGCGACGUUGUCUGUACACCAACUGGUUGAAAAUACUGAUGAAACAUAUUGCAUUGAUAAUGAGGCGCUUUAUGAUAUCUGCUUCCGAACGUUGAAACUGACAACCCCUACGUACGGUGACUUGAAUCACCUGGUCAGCGCGACAAUGUCUGGGGUCACAACUUGUCUCAGAUUUCCUGGACAGUUAAACGCCGAUCUUCGAAAACUGGCUGUCAAUAUGGUCCCCUUCCCACGCUUGCACUUCUUCAUGCCCGGCUUCGCACCACUUACUAGCCGUGGUAGCCAGCAAUAUCGUUCACUAACUGUUCCUGAGUUAACGCAACAAAUGUUUGAUGCGAAGAACAUGAUGGCAGCUUGUGAUCCGCGUCAUGGGCGUUAUUUGACAGUGGCGGCUAUUUUCCGUGGCCGUAUGUCUAUGAAGGAAGUCGACGAGCAAAUGUUAAAUGUUCAGAACAAGAAUUCCAGUUACUUUGUUGACUGGAUCCCUAACAACGUCAAGACUGCCGUCUGCGAUAUUCCACCCCGUGGACUAAAAAUGUCAGUGACAUUUAUCGGCAAUAGCACUGCCAUCCAGGAGCUGUUUAAGCGUGUUUCUGAACAGUUCACGGCUAUGUUCCGCCGAAAGGCCUUCUUGCAUUGGUACACCGGUGAAGGUAUGGAUGAGAUGGAAUUUACCGAGGCAGAAUCUAAUAUGAACGAUCUGGUAAGCGAGUAUCAACAAUAUCAAGAUGCAACCGCCGAAGAAGAAGGUGAAUUCGAAGAGGAACUUGAAGAUGCAUAAAGCAAUACUCUACUAGUUGUUCUGCUUAUUCCUUUCAAUAAAUCACCAUUUUUCGGCUUAAUUUCUUUCUGUGUCAUUAUGGGGCAAAGUAACUAUCCACUUAGUGAACUUGGCGACUGGAGACGCCGUGUAGAUCUGCUGUAGCGCUGUUGUAUGUAUCUGAGGUCAGGUUCGUUCUUAGUUGCUGAUUGCAGUUGUUGGUCGUCCAUAGGAUCAAAAAUGCCUGGGCUCAACGGUGAGUGAUUGUUAGCGCCGGGUGUCCCAUCGCAUUAGCUUUGUGGUGUGAGCGCAAUCGGUCCACCUUGGUCUGUGUAAGGCUUAGUUGUCCACUUCCUGAUAACGUGAGCAGUGACAGUAGAUCUCGUAUCUGAGUCCCAAUUCGUAUUACCAAAUGUACUAGGGUGUCUGCAUGGUGUGCCCUAUAAUUAACUAAGUGUUGUAAAAAUAUUACUAACCUUAGAAGGGUGUGUUGAAAACCGUCGAUCAUGAAAUUAGUACACAUCUGAAGGGCUUAUACCGAUGAAAGUCGUUUCUUUGGGACAGAGAGAUGUGGGUAUUUUGUCAACUUCAAGCUAGGAGCUAAAUCAGUUGAAGGUUAAUGAAAGUCAACUUAUCGGGCAAGUUGCACAAUCAAAUGACCCGUUUAAAGGGAAUGAAGUACAAUCUUUCUCUAGUAACUGAGUCAGUAAGAAUAAUUCCUCGCAAACGAAAUACGAAGAUGAGUCUAGUAAGAGGCAUGUUUGCGGUAGCUUAUGUAUUAAACGUCAUCCUAUAAUUUUGUUAAUUAUUGAAAUCCACAAUGCUGUAGUGAUAGUUAUCAUAUGUUCACUAGCGACUAGCUUCCAGAGUUAUAGUGAGAAGCCAUGACCAGUGGAGCUCAACCGUGCUGAGCUUGAGGCAGUUAACCACUGAAGACAAUGGGUGAUGGUCACACAAUAUCGUGGAUUGAUUAAAGUUAAUCAUUAACACCAUUGGACACGGACUCAAUAGUUUCGACGUUAGGCAUUCGCACACGAGAUCGAAGGUCCUGGGUUUCGGAUACUACGUGCGUGAUCGUGCAUACGCUUAUACUAGAACAAGACAUCCAUCCAACGUUUUCAGAUUUUCAAUGGUGAUCUAACAUUGGUUGGUUUAUGAUUCUAAUCAGACUCAACAACUUUAUACUGAUAUUUAUUCAUUAAAGACUCAUAUGAAUAAGAUCAAGAACCUUUUUUGGAAAAAGAAUGUAAAGAUCCCAUUGAUGUUUUCGGGCUGAAAUUGAUCAGUCUGUUAUUGGCAUAUGUGCCUACUGUGUGUAUGCUUCGAUAUUGCCUUAAUGUGAAGAUGUUAUUAAGAUAUACCAAUAAUCCUUCUAAAAAUAAGUGAAUAUACAUGAGAUUUGUGUUGGGUCGGCUUCCAGAGAACUUCAACGGAGCCUCCAGAGGCCCAAAAGGAGCCGAAGAGUCCUAGCCAAUCAGAGUGUGAUGGAACGUUCCAGAAUUCCAACGUGGCGUGCUACUAUUGGUCGGUAGCAUAAUGUGUUGUUAUCGGAUUGGCUGUAAAUUGAUGUUGAUUUAACAGACGCCAAAAUCUAUAAAUACCCAUGAUUUUCUGUACAAAAAUGAACCUUGGAAUAAAGUGCUUUCUCUCGUUCUUGUGUCUUCUCUCUGGUGUUCAAGUCGCUGUGUAGUUCUAGACUGCGGGUUACCGAAAUAGCUUAGGAAUCGUAUAUAGCGUUCAACCUACACGACUUAUCAAUUUGAGAUCAGUUGUAUUUUAUGCCAUCCAUGACACUUUUUAUUUCUGAUUGGUUUCUCAUUAUAAGUUAUUGAUUAAUCAAGUUUUUCUUCUGACUCUAUGUUCUGUUA